Messenger RNA from Ruditapes philippinarum (Manila clam), 2872 nucleotides. RefSeq names its product negative elongation factor D-like. Gene Ontology annotation, molecular function: RNA binding. Gene Ontology annotation, cellular component: nucleus; NELF complex. Gene Ontology annotation, biological process: negative regulation of transcription elongation by RNA polymerase II. Lineage: Eukaryota; Metazoa; Mollusca; Bivalvia; Venerida; Veneridae. The record is from RefSeq and is a predicted model, not a curated record. The coding region runs from base 46 to 1707 and encodes 553 amino acids. The transcript has 13 exons.
ACUUUGAUGAAUAACUUGUAGAGUCCAGAGCAUGAUGAUGAAGAGAUGGGAGAUGAUGCUGUACAGAUGGAAUGUCUGGAAACAUUUGCUACAAAAGAUUUUAUAAUGGAACCUGGUGUGUUUUCAAUGCUCAAACAGUUUCUACAAGCAGGUGGAUCACCUGAGCGUGUUGUAGAGUUGCUGUCAGACAAUUAUCAUGGUGUAGCACAGACGGUUAAUUUAUUAGCUGAAUGGAUGAUACAGGUUGGUGUGGACAUAAAUGAGGUACAGGAGAUGGUAGAAAGUCAUCUUAAAGAAGUUAUUGUGCGGACGUUUGAUCCUAAGAAAGCAGAUUCUAUUUUCUCUGAUGAGGGAGAGACUCCAAGUUGGUUAGCAGAGAUGAUAGAGUUUCCUACAUGGCGACAGUUGUUCUACAGGUUAGCCGAGGAGUAUCCAGACUGCCUUAUGUUAAACUUUACCAUUAAGCUUAUAUCAGAUGCUGGGUUCCAGGGAGAGAUAACAUCAGUUUCCACAGCCUGCCACCAGAUUGAGGUCUUCUCAAGAGUUCUUCGUACCUCAAUAUCUUCUUUCCUAGAAGGUGGUGUCGAAAUAAUGGAGAAAAAUUUACCUGAAUUUACUAAAAUGGUAUGUCACGGUGAACAUACAUACCUAUAUAGUCAGGUGAUGAUGACAAUAUUAGCACAGGAACAAAAGGGAGGAUCAAAUAUCAGGAGGAUUUGUCAGGAGCUACAGAAAUGUGCCAAUAAUAGAGGAUUGGAUGUGACACCUAUCACACUUGCAUUGAGUGGCGCAGCAGCAUACCCCAGAGCAUGUCAGGCACUUUCCUCAAUGUUGUCAAAGAAGGCCCUGAAUCCUGCAGAUAUAACUAUAUUAUAUAAGAUGUACUCUGACAACCAGUAUCCUCCACCUCCAGUUGAUCUUAUCCGAGUCCCAGCUUUUCUAGAUCUGUUGAUAGAAUCUCUGUUCAAGAUGAAUCAAAGAUUGAAUCAGGAACAUAAGAACAAGUAUAUAUACUUACUGUCCUAUGCUGCUAGUGUUACAGAAGCUUAUAAAAAGGGUGUGAGGAAGCAUAUUGAAAGGAAGGAGUUGAAACCUACAACACAGGCAUUAGAGAAAGUACAAGCUUUGUGUGCAUUAAAUAAAAAUGCUUCAGAACUUUUAGUAGAUGUAUCAACUCUCUUCCAAUGUAUAAAGUUUCCAGUGAUUGCAAUAGGAGUGUUAGCAUGGGUAGAUGAGAUUUUAUCAGACAAGAGUUAUUUCAAACUAAAUACUGAUCAUACCCCCCUACACCUUGUGCUGGUAGAUGAAAUCGUCACCAAUCAUAUAUUGUUACAUCAAAAAGCUUUAGAUCUUCUCAUCAGAUUGUUUGAAUCAAACUUUGAUGAGCUUGAUGUACUUGUACAACUUGAGUUGAAGAAAACAGUAUUGGAUCGUAUGGUGCAUGUAUUUAGUCAUGGCUGUGUUAUACCAGUAGUUAACUAUAUAAGAGGAUGUCAUAACAAACAAGACACAGACAUAUCUCUCAUCAGACAUUUUGUCUCUGAGGUAUUAGAUGUGAUAGCUCCACCAUAUACACAAGAUUUUGUGAAUCUAUUUUUACCACUGAUAGAGAAUGAAGGUAUUACAGGAACCCUACGCUCAGAGGAUGGUAAUGAUCCUGUCUCCGAAUUUAUAUGUCAUUGUAAGGCUAACUACAGUACCACCUGAAGUGUUCACCAACUUGUCUAGUAAUGGCUAACUCUAGAAUGAAGUCUUCAAAUAUAAUAGAACAGUAACCUUGUAAUGUGAUGUUUACAUUCUGUUGAAAAUGAUAAUGGUGUUAAUGGUAUAAAAAACUGUUACACGGAAAUAUCAACAGUUUUUCAUCAGCGGACAGCAAAAGAAAAACUGUUUCAAGGAAACAUCAACUGGCACAUCAGUGAACAGCAAAAAAAAAAUAAUGGAGAUUUCAUGGCAUUAUUUUGAUGGAUGUUUACAUAUUGUGCUGGACACAGUAGAGACUAUUUUGUGUUUAUAGAUACAGAUCUCUCUGAGUGUUAACAUAUAUUAGGCUACAAGAGAUAAGUAUUACUGAUUGGUCUGUAUCACAGCCUCAAAUCAUCAACUUUGAGUCUAUCAGGGGCCACAAUCAUGUUUUCUCAACAGUUUCAGGAUGUACACUUUAUUAAUUGAGCUAGUAGCUUUUGUUACACUUCCUGUUUCACAUUUAUUAAUAUUUUAAUAAUUUAGAUCUUUAAUUGCAUGAAAAGGAACACAAGAGGUGAAUGGUCCGGCAACUUGCAAUUGCAUAGAUUAAUGAUAUACCAUGCAUUUGCUGACCUACCCUUAUGCCAGAAAACUAUUUUAAGUCCAGCAGUGUUUUCUUUUCUUUUCAAAGCAAAAAAGGUGGUUAAAUUUGAAAAAGAUUUUAUUUUUAAUGCAUUGUCAUAGAACAUGAUUUUAUGGAAUUCUAUAUUGUGGAACGAAACACUGAAGAUAGGGAACCAAUGUUUGGUUAAUUGACUGUUACUUAACAACUCAUAAAACAGUUAAAUCUUAGUUCUCACCUGAUGCAAACAGAAAUAUAGAACCAGCUUUAUAGUAAGAUAAUGGCUGUGGUAUAGAGUUAAUAUUGUUAUACUUAUGUACAACAAUCUGGAACAAAAGUGUUGUCUUUUUCAGAAACAGGAAAAAUGGGAGAUAUUUUCUUAAAUAUUUACUUUGCAACACGCUCGAUUCUACAUUUGUACUAUGAUAAAGUAAAUGUUGAACUAAAUAAUAAAACAGAAUACUGAAUGAAAGAACUUUGUUUUAUUUUAUUUUUUAAUUAUUUUUUUUCAACAAAUAAAAUACAUGUAUAAGACAUUUCAAAUAGCAAUUAAAAUUAAUACAA